AUGAACAUUACAGGAACAUCGUCCAGGCAGCCCACUCGGGCCCCUUGGACACGGGAACGCCUAGUGCAUGAACGUUCCAUUGCACUCGGCUUCGCACUUGAAUCGUCUACACGGGCGAGUUAUUCUAGCGCCCUCCACUCUUACUUAUACUUCUGCCGCAUACACAACUUUGCCAUCCAGCCCACACCCGAUACGUUCAGUUUUUAUGUGGUAUUCAUGUGCCAUCACAUUCGCCCUAAAUCCGUUGACUCCUACCUUUCGGGGAUUUGCAGCGAACUGGAACCCUUUUUCCCCGAUGUCCGUACUGUCCGCCGUUCAUCCCUGGCCAUCGCAACCGUCCGCAAGCUGCCCCUCACACGCGCACAGCUUCGCUCCUCCCGCUACCACUACCACCUCUCCUCCUCGCAUGACGACAAACUCUUCCUGGCCAUCUUGUUCACUGCAUUCAACGGCCUCUUGCGUAUUGGAGAACUCGUUUGGCCUGACCGUCAAUACCUUCAGGACUGGAGGAAGGUCAUCAUGCGGCACUCGGUGACGACCUACACGCGCGGGUACGAGUUCCUGCUACCCGCCCACAAAGCCGACCGUGCCACGGCUCUCGCUGCUGAAGGUGUACCUCCCGACCUCAUUCAAGCCGCAGGUCGUUGGUCCUCCGACACUUUUCGUAUCUACAUCCGCAAGAACCCGACACUACUAGCUUCGCUAAUCCUCGGGCGCCCUGCUAUGAACGAAGAUUAA
Molecule: messenger RNA, 738 nt
Organism: Punctularia strigosozonata HHB-11173 SS5
Lineage: Eukaryota; Fungi; Basidiomycota; Agaricomycetes; Corticiales; Punctulariaceae
Exons: 3
Coding region: 1-738 (245 amino acids)
Source: RefSeq, a predicted model, not a curated record